Molecule: messenger RNA, 5708 nt
Organism: Betta splendens (Siamese fighting fish)
Lineage: Eukaryota; Metazoa; Chordata; Actinopteri; Anabantiformes; Osphronemidae
Product: collectin-12-like
Exons: 12
Coding region: 2793-4997 (734 amino acids)
Molecular function (GO): pattern recognition receptor activity; low-density lipoprotein particle binding
Source: RefSeq, a predicted model, not a curated record
UAAUAAAUACAAAAACAAUAAUUCAAAUGUUAUGACACAUAAAAACAACAAUUAAAGUGGAUAAGCCUGGGUUGAUUGUGCAUCGAUCUUCUAACAAUGCCUUAUACCUCGGGGCUCCACUAGGGGGAGACAGCGCUUCCUUCCUUGCAAUGUGCCAGUUUUGUCUUUUCUGUCCCCUGUUAUAAUUCAGGUAAUCGUGGUUUGGAGUUCUGUGAGUCCCUAAGAGUAUUUCUGUUGUGUUAUAAAAUAUGAGCAAGUGAGACAUAUUUUGUGCGUCAAGUUUGUUAAGUAUGCGUUUCUGGCUAAUGCUAGCAGCUAACAUGGUCCCGCUGUAGAGGUGCCACUUUAAAGAGUUCAGAUGAGUAAGUUCUGUUAAGACACUAAUAAUGUAUAUAACUUUUCCAGACUACGCAUCUUUCUCUCCUUACUAUUUACCAUCAUAAACAAAAGCCCAACGCCGGUAUGACGUAAAGUUAUUACAAUUCAUUUGGCAGAAAUGAUAUUUGGACCUUUGCCACGACAAGCUGAGAACCAGACCAUUUACUAAGAAAACCAGUACCUCUUAUUGUGCGUACAGUAUAUGGACUGUCAGAACCUUCAGAUCUGCUGGGACCAGUACAGUUAAUGGAGCAGAGCUGAGUAUGAUUACGACCACAGGAUCCCCUGACGCCACUGAAGAUGCUGAGUCCGGUUGGACAGCUGGCCGACCCAGCUGUGCUGAGGAGCCAUCUCCACGUGUCUGCUGUGCGUCUGAAGCAGCUGCAGCCUGCUUUCCUGCCGCUGACCGGACCCGAGGCGUUGAGCAGCAUGCACAUUCCCUCCAUCUCAGACUUGGGCACUCUGCUGGUCUGGAAUCUAAUAUGUGGUGGAAAAGGUCAAACUCAAGAUGGUUUAACAGAGCCAAGGUUUGAAGGUUCAGUUAUCAAAAGAAAAACAAAAACUAGUUUAAUGUCUUUGUUGUGUGUUUUUGUUGAAGCUCAGGGAGUUUUACAGCGGAGAAGCGAGUGAGUAGAAAGAUUAACAUCAGGGAACCUCAUGUAACCCUGUGACACCAACAUGUACACAAGAGUGCGCCUGUCUAAUUUCUUUGAUGUUCCUCAUUAGCCCGGGAGGAUGCGGCUGUUUGUCUGGUUCUGAUCAGGGAUCUGUAUCUGCAGGCCGGAUAGAUUAUAGACACAGGAACUGUUGGAAUUAUCCCUGCGUCCAUGGACGAGCUGUGGAGAAAUGGCCGCUGGCGAAGCCGUGGUGCGACUUUGAUGGAUUGGGCUCGGUGCUGGCUUCCACUGGGACUAUGUCAUGCAACAGAAACUCAUUGUUAGGGCAAAAGUAAACAAAUGAAAAGAUGUGUAUCAUCUGGUGAGAACAUUAUGAAUGAUGUGUCACAGCAAAUGAAAAAAAGCAAAGUAGCUGUUUGUCCUUUACCUCCAAGAAGAAUAAAAUGCAGAAUAAUUACAGGAAAGAUUAAUAAAGAAUGUCUUUAGUCCAAUGGAAAUAACAAUUUGACUAAUUCUGGCUGUUUGUAUUAAAUCAGGUUAAAGAAUUGGAACUGGCAAAAUCAUUCUAAUUGAACAAAACUCUACCUAUAAAUGUGGGGCCAUGGUUCUACAUCAGUUGGAAUAAAUAGCCUGAACUACAUCAGAGAGGUCAGGGCCCCUAAGAAAAAACAAUUUAACUAAGAAGGAAAUUAUGUGAAUAUGUAACAGGCAGGAAGUGCACUGAAAGUCGCAGUGUCGCUGGAGCACCUCCAUCCUGAAAAAACCCCUUUGAAAUCAUCUCUAAUGAGAAACAGAUUUUUACCCCGGGACGCGAUUGCCAUCAACCCCCAGGAACAAAUCUCAUCUCCGGCUGGAUUAUCCAGCGCUGCACGACGUCGGCACAGCAGGAGAGGACGCACGACCCGUCCAGGUUAGGAUAGCGGCGGGGGCCAAGCGCGCUGCUGGUGGCGUCCGGGAGCACGGAAAGUUAGCGCGAACACGGCGGAAAUGACGCGCAGUCCUUGACAAAAUAAAACGCGUUGACUUUUUUGACUUUUAAGUGGACCUUUGUUAAAUGUUGGCAGAAAUCUCGUGACACAGAUCUGAGAGCAGUUUUAAAUGAUCACGUGCUGCUGUUCUCUCACUAAAGAUAUUCGAGGUAUAGAUAUGUUCAUAAAAUGUUAACUAUAAACUUAAUGGUUUCGAAGUCUCACUAGCUAUUAUUCAGCAUAACAUUUGCUUGAAUUGUAAUUUCCUGCUUUUUGACCGGACGCCCAACGUUAUAUAUUGUGUGUAUAGUAACACACACGAGUAACAAGCAAUCAUCUCCCAUUUCUGGUCAACAGCUGACUUCAAUUUAAAGGAAGAGGUUUGCUUUUUUAUAUACUGUCAUAUUUUAUGCAAAACAGAAACAUCAUAUUUUUGUAAGGAAAGAAAGUCUGAUGAAGCGCUCCACAUGUUUCAAAAUUCCGUCCGUGGAAGAAUAACAGCCAUAACGUUUUAUUCUGAAAUCAGAACCGGAAGUGUAUUUUGCCACCGUGUCUAACUUAACCACCAGUUGCGCUCGGGACUUCUCUCCUUCCAUCAACCUUCGCUCCGGGACAUCUCUUCUUCACCGAGUCCUCAGAGGCGCAGCCGAGCAGAGACGAUGGGAUGUUGAAGCCAGUCGCCUUCCAGCGUGCAGACACACGGAGAGCUUCCUGGCGUGCGUGCUUCUCCGCGGAACAAGUAUAACACCGUCGCGCUGGAUGCUGAGAUGCGCAGAAAGUGACACGGCUCCUCAUCUCUUCUACAGUCCUCACCGAGUCAUACAACGCCAUGAAAGACGACUUUGCAGAAGAGGAGGAAGUUCAGUCUUUUGGAUACAAGAGGUUCGGGAUCCAGGAGGGCAGCCAGUGCACUAAGUGCAAGAAUGACUGGGCGCUGAAGACCGCCAUAGCUCUGCUCUAUGUGCUGUGCACCCUCCUCACCAUCGCUGUGGCUGUACUUGGAUAUAAAGUGGUGCAAAGAGUCAACAGUGUAUCUGAAGGUAUCGCAAACUAUGGGGGAAACAUAAUCGCGGUUGAAUCAGAAUUGAAAAAGCUAGGGGAAAAGUCGGAGAACACCACAACCGAGAUCCAGGCUUUCAAGAACAACAUCUCGGCUCUCCAAAAGCAGCUGUCUGCGGUGGAAGAUCGCGUCCAAAGUGAUCAAGUUAAACUAGAUCAGCUGCAGAACAUUACCUCAGACGUUCAGAGCAGCCAGGGCUCCAUUCAGGGACUGCUGGGCGCCAACACAGCCACCUUACGCUUUGUUAAUGGCACCCUGCAGGCUUAUGGCAGCAUCAUUCAGGGCCUGCAGGAUGACACAGCCAGGCUGCAGAGAGAGCUGCACCAGCAAGUGAAGCUCCAGAACCAGGCACUGCUCAGUAUCAGCAGCCUUAACCUCACACAGGCCCAGCAGAGAGGCCUCAUUACUGCUCUGCAGCGCUCAGUGGAUGACACCAGCCAAGCCAUCCCGAAAAUGCGCAAUGACUUUCAGAGCCUGGAACAAACAUCCCGACAGACGCGCUCUGACACGGAGUGGCUUCAAAGUAAAGUGGAAAACUUACAAAUUUUGGCCAGUAAUGCUUCAGUUCUAGCAAAAGCCAGCAACGACAGCCUGGAGGAUGUGGGGUCACAACUUGCUUUCAUUGCCAACCAACUCCAGAAUACCAGCAACCUAGCUGACGCACAUGACCAGACUCUGAGGGAGAUUAUGGAUCAGCAAAGGGACUUCGGCAACCUCACGUCCACCAAAUUUGACCGUCUGGAAGUGCGCCUAGAUGAGUCGGAGCAUAGUAUGGACCGUUUGACUGGCAACAUCAGCUUCACCACGCAGCUCUUGGGUGCCAUCAACCUUAACCUAAAUGAGUUACGCACAUGUUCCGAGACCGUUGGCCGUCAUUCAGACUUCUUGUUAAACCUAAAUGGCAGCGUGGCAGACAUGAGGACAGAUGCAUCUAGUUUGAGAUCCCAACAGGAGGAACUGGCAGCACGUCUGGACAAGGAGGUUACCAGCCUCUCUAUUGUCAUGGAGGAAAUGAAACUGGUGGACACCAAGCAUUCACAACUAAUAACUAACUUCACUAUUUUACAGGGUCCCCCUGGUCCCAGAGGGCCAAGAGGGGACAAAGGACCUCAGGGACCACCUGGUCAGAUAGGCCAAAAGGGAGAGAAAGGAGAAAAGGGUGGCCCAGGUAUACGUGGGCUUAGAGGAGAGCAGGGUAUACCAGGACCACCAGGUCUCCCAGGCUUGAAAGGUUUGCCAGGAAUGACUGGCAGCCCUGGGUCCAAGGGCUCCCGAGGGUCAGGAGGCAGGGCCGGACCUCCAGGUUCUAAAGGAGAGCCAGGUACUGCUGGUUUGCCUGGAAGAGACGGACAGCCUGGCCCUCAGGGUGUCCAGGGCCCACCAGGCAUUAGAGGCCCUAUGGGACCUGCUGGGGAGCAAGGGCCAAGGGGAAUGCCUGGACCAAUGGGGCCUCCAGGUCCACCAGGACCUCCAGGGAAACCAGUCCAAAUACAGGAUCAAACAGUUCCUUUAAGUCCUGUGUCUCCACAGAAUGAUGGGGUAGCACACAGUCUCAGAGCGCCAGGUUGCCCGGUCGGGUGGGUAAACUACCGAGACAAGUGCUACUUUUUCUCUAAAGACCUGCACAGCUUUGAUGAUGCAAAACGAACCUGUGAAUCCAAGUCUGCUUCUCUGCCAAUGAUCAAUGAUUGGGACGUACAGAAUUGGCUGAAGGAUCAGACUUUUGAAAAAGGUUACUUUUGGAUCGGUCUGACUGACAGGCAGGAGGAGGACGAUUGGCGCUGGCUGGAUGGGAGCACACCUGCUUUCACAAAGUGGAGGUCUGGUCAUCCUGCUACAUGGAAAUAUGGAGACCUUGGAGAAGACUGUGCAGGGCUUAUGCAUGAAGGGUUGUGGAGCGAUUUCCGCUGUGAAGAUCUCCUAAACUACAUCUGUGAAAAGAAAAUGGAGACCUCAACAUCAUCUGGAUCGUAGCAAUAGCUGCAGAAUGGCCCACAUGCAAUGAGCAGCUAGACUCUACCCAUGUGGCAAUGGGCCAAAGACCCACUUUUGAACAGUAUGCAUGAAGAGAGACUUUUCUGUCCUCCAAAGUGAAGCCAAGUUCAACUUUACCAGCAAGUGCAAUACAGCCGGGCCAUUAUAGGACGAGGACAAUCUGUAUUAAAUCCCCAUCUGAUUUAUAUAUAUAUAGAUUUAUGAAUAAAUGUGUAUGGUUAUUUGAAACAUACUUUAUAAAACUGUAUCUCAUGCUGAAAUGAAUAUGAAUGUAUAUUUCACUAUGCAAAUUCUGAAGGAAAAUAUAUCUUCGACUAAAAGGUGCAAAAUGAUGCGCAAAAGACACAACGCCGCUGAUAUGCUAUCGCCGAGGAGCCCGUAAUGUAACCUCAUGAAUGUCUAUAUAGCGUUUUUAUGUAUACAAGUAGGUCGGAAGGAAAUAUUUACGCAUUACCAGAGCCCAUCACAGACAUUGGUUCAGAACCAGUUUACAGUCCAGUACUCUGUAAACUGUGUAUAAUACAGUGUUUUGUUAUUGAGAUUUAUUUUUCCUACUACAUACUGUACGUAUGUUUAAAUAGAAGAAUCUGUGGUGCCUACCUACAAAUAAUAAUAAUGUGCCAUUUCCUGCACUCAGGUAUUUUAAAUCACACUAAGAUGAAGGAAUCACAAAUAAAUAUGCUAAACGCC